Messenger RNA from Nannochloropsis gaditana CCMP526, 973 nucleotides. RefSeq lists its product as uncharacterized. The transcript is spliced from 2 exons. The record is from RefSeq and is a predicted model, not a curated record. Bases 119 to 973 code for a protein of 284 amino acids.
CAGAUGACACAUACGGGAGUCGUAAGUGGUGCGGCAGACACGUAUGGGGAGUAAGUAGACACAUAUAUUAGGGGUGCACGUCAAACGCCGCGGGGCAGGGGGCGGGGAGGUCAUUGGGAUGGACGACAACACGGAGGAAGUCAUCAAUGACAGCACCGUAGAAAUAAAGCUUCCAACGGCGCAGUCAGAGAAAAUAGGUGCCAAUGAACCGGUGGAGCAGCUGCAGCGACCCACCAGGACGGAAAAGGGAAAAAACGACUUCGUGCAGCGAUUGCCUGAGGAGGCACUCAGUUGCAGCACGCAUUCAACACCCCUCCAGCAAGGCAAAACGACGAAAAUAAACGAUGAAAUAUUAUCAGCGGACCCAGGCAACGAUCCUAAUUUAAAGAAACGGGAGCGGUGCGAGGAAAUGGAGGACAAGGACGAUUUGAUUCCCAAAAAGAGGCCCAAAGAGUUCAAGACGUGGUUUCCGUCUUCUGCCCACAUUAGCACCGUCCCCCUCCUGAUGCCUUUUUCUCCCUCGCCUCCGCCCUCUUCUACAUCACCGUCACACUCUCGCCCAGCACCCCCGUCCCUCAAUGGUGACAUGCCGCUUCUACGCCCACCCUUCCCUCCCUCCUUCCCGCCUUGUUCCCCUCCCACAGAUGUGGCAUGUCGCACCCCUCUUCGUACGGCCCACCUCAGCAAAGACGGUACCGCGCUUGUGUGGGAUGCAGCCACAGUCUUGGAACUGCGUGGAAAGCACCGAGUCCUUUCCCGCGCGCUUGGCAUGGGCUCCAUUCGGGUGUCGGCGGUGCAGCGGGCGGUGCCCGUGGCCGUCAUGCCAUCUGCCCUGUCCCUCAUGGUUGACGAGGGCAUCUUGAGUAUGGGGGAAGAAGCCCCGCGGGCGGACACGGACUAUUUCGACAAGCGGGUCGUGGACGCGGCGGCUGUGCGGGCGAUUGAGGAGGAACGGGAGGAGAACAAACGGUGA